Metarhizium brunneum ARSEF 3297 is the source of this 981-nucleotide messenger RNA. RefSeq lists its product as uncharacterized. The record is from RefSeq and is a predicted model, not a curated record. NCBI's taxonomy places the organism in Eukaryota, Fungi, Ascomycota, Sordariomycetes, Hypocreales, Clavicipitaceae.
AUGCCGCUGCCGCUCAAGGUGCGCCUCGCCAUCCGCCAAGCCUGGGACGACCCCUCAUCCCCGUCCCAAAAGGCCCUCCAGGCCCUCUCCGACACCCUCGGGCGCCCCAUCGCCUGCGACCCCGACUGGGACGUCCUCCACGCCGUCCUCUCGCCCCUCUACGCCAGCGACGCCGCGCAGCUCGUCUCCGACACAACCGGCUACAUCCAGAGCUGGGCCCGCGCCGCCCACGACGUGCUCCAGGACGACGAUGCCCUCGCCGACAACCUGCUCGAGGCCAUGGCCCAGCGCGGGGCGCGCACCCUCCCGCUCGCCAUCCAAGUCUCCCCGUCCGACCCCCAAACACGGUGGGACUCGCAGCGCGCAGGCUUCGAGCUGCUCGCCCCGCGCGAGCCGCGCCAGCACCCCACGACAGCCGCGGUGCCCGCCUUCCGCGCGCAAAUCACCAGCGCCCUGCACGCCAAGACGCCGCCCGACGCCGCAGACGGCGACGAAUGGGCCGACCUGGCCGUCCCGGCGGCCGCGGCAACGGUGCCCGUGAGCCCAGGCCUCGACGACACGGAGCCCGCCUACCUGCCCGACGUCAACACCCUCCCGCGCCCGGAUGAGCUGCUGCUGCGGCCGCCGUACCACCUGCACAUUGCCCAGGCGUCCGCCAUCACCGUCCAGUGCAGCCACAGCCCGUCGCUGAGCUUCCUGGAAGCCUACUUCAAGAAGUGGUGUCGGACAAACAAUCAACUGACAAACAGGCCGCCCAUGGUUUACGUCACGCUCAGCCAGAGCCCCUUUGGUCUUGGGCCUUUAUACGACACGCUGACUCUGGAAGUCCCACGCGAUCAUCACAGAGCCAGCGGCUUGCCGCCCCAGCUGUCAAUUCCCAUUGUGCUGCAUCUGGUAGAGAGUGUGUUGGGAUACACGCGGGUAUUCUCCGAUGCAUCUGGCUGGCAAUAUCGCAGGGAUACCCCAUUGAGGAGCAUAUAA